CACAGCGCAGCGUCUUCCGGAGGGAGCUCCUGUCAGCCGGCAGAUUCCCACCACUCCGCUCGCUCCCCACUGCCCCGCAGCUUUUACGUGGGCUCCGAGUCUGAGGGACAACAAAAAUGGCGGAGCGGAGCCAGACGACGCCUGAGGCAGGCAAUGAUAUGGGAAAUGAUGAUUCCAUUGGAGGAAAUGUAAACAAAUAUAUGGUGUUUCCAAGUGGUUACUGUGGACAAGCUAAGAAAGGACAUCUUAUCUUUGAUGCGUGCUUUGAAAGUGGUAACCUUGGUCGAGUGGACCAGGUCUCUGAAUUUGAAUAUGAUCUGUUCAUUAGGCCUGAUACCUGUAACCCACGGUUUCGAGUCUGGUUCAACUUCACUGUGGAAAAUGUGAAAGAAUCACAGAGGGUCAUUUUCAACAUUGUUAACUUCAGUAAAACAAAGAGUCUUUAUAGAGAUGGGAUGGCCCCUGUGGUGAAAUCUACCAGCAGACCAAAAUGGCAAAGGCUGCCACCUAAAAAUGUGUACUACUACCGUUGUCCAGACCAUCGGAAAAACUACGUGAUGUCCUUUGCAUUCUGUUUUGACCGAGAAGAAGAUGUUUACCAGUUUGCUUACUGCUACCCGUAUACAUACACUCGCUUCCAGCAUUACCUUGACAGCCUCCAAAAGAGAAACAUGGACUAUUUCUUUCGGGAGCAGCUGGGCCAGAGCGUGCAACAGCGGCAGCUUGACCUCCUGACAAUAACCAACCCUGAUAAUCUCCGGGAAGGGGCAGAGCAGAAAGUGGUAUUUAUCACAGGACGAGUCCACCCAGGGGAGACACCUUCUUCCUUUGUGUGCCAAGGGAUCAUUGACUUCCUUAUAAGCCAGCACCCCAUUGCCCGUGUCCUUCGGGAACACCUGGUCUUCAAGAUUGCACCAAUGCUCAACCCUGAUGGAGUCUACCUGGGCAAUUACAGGUGCUCUCUGAUGGGGUUUGACCUGAAUCGUCACUGGCUGGAUCCUUCUCCUUGGGUCCACCCUACCCUGCAUGGGGUGAAGCAGCUCAUCGUGCAGAUGUACAAUGACCCAAAAACAAGUCUGGAGUUCUAUAUUGACAUCCACGCCCACUCCACCAUGAUGAAUGGCUUCAUGUAUGGCAAUAUCUUUGAGGAUGAGGAACGGUUCCAACGGCAGGCUGUUUUUCCCAAGCUCCUUUGCCAGAAUGCUGAAGACUUCUCCUAUUCAAGUACAUCCUUCAACAGGGAUGCAGUGAAGGCAGGAACUGGCCGGCGCUUCCUCGGUGGGCUCCUGGACCACACUUCCUACUGCUAUACCCUCGAGGUCUCCUUCUACAGCUACAUCAUUGGGGGCACCACUUCUGCUGUGCCCUAUACUGAAGAAGCCUAUAUGAAGCUGGGCCGGAAUGUGGCAAGGACGUUUUUGGAUUAUUAUCGACUGAACCCUCUGGUUGAGAAGAUGACGAUGCCCAUACCUAGACUGCGACAUGAUGCUGAACCAAAGGCCUCUGGAGAGACGAGACCAGCAGGUGACGUGGUGAACUUGACCUACAAGAGGUGCAACACUUCCGACCUCAUUAACAUCACUGUGCAAUAGGUACCAUGGAGCACACCUUACC
Molecule: messenger RNA, 1614 nt
Organism: Perognathus longimembris pacificus (Pacific pocket mouse)
Lineage: Eukaryota; Metazoa; Chordata; Mammalia; Rodentia; Heteromyidae
Gene: Agbl4
Product: AGBL carboxypeptidase 4
Exons: 13
Coding region: 117-1592 (491 amino acids)
Biological process (GO): proteolysis
Molecular function (GO): metallocarboxypeptidase activity; zinc ion binding
Source: RefSeq, a predicted model, not a curated record